AUGCCAUUCGGCUUGAAAAAUGCGGGGGCGACAUAUCAAAGGCUGAUGAACAGGAUAUUCCACGACCUCAUAGGGAAAACAGUUGAAGUUUACGUGGACGACAUCCUGGCAAAAACAACACGACCUGACGACCUCUUGAACGACCUGGCAAGCGUAUUUGCGUCCCUCCGUCAACACGGUAUGAGGCUGAACCCCCUCAAGUGCGCCUUUGCCAUGGAAGCCGGCAGGUUCCUGGGAUUUAUGAUAACUCAGAGAGGGGUAGAAGCUAACCCGGAGAAAUGCCAGGCAAUACUCCAGAUGAAGAGCCCGGGUUGCAUCAAGGACGUCCAGAGGCUGGCAGGAAGGCUGACCUCACUGUCCCGAUUUCUCGGAGCUUCGGCAACAAAGGCCCUGCCAUUCUUUAACCUCAUGAAGAAAGGGAUGGCGUUUGAGUGGACACCCGCGUGUGAAGAAGCUUUUCAACAUUUCAAGGAAAUCCUGGCGGCACCCCCCGUUCUCGGGAAGCCAAAGGACGGGGAACCACUAUACCUAUACCUCGCUAUAACAAGCGAAGCCCUGGCCGCAGUUCUGGUACGGGAGGACGGGAAAGCUCAACAGCCAGUCUAUUUCGUAAGCAGAGCCUUGCAAGGGGCGGAAUUAAGAUAUAGCAAGUUGGAAAAGCUAGCCUUGGCACUCCUAACUUCCUCGAGGAGGCUUAAACAGUAUUUCCAAAGUCACCAAGUUGUCGUCAGAACGGACCAGGGGAUCCGGCAAGUCCUCCAAAAACCCGAUCUGGCGGGAAGAAUGAUGACUUGGUCCAUCGAGCUCUCCCAAUACGACAUACGAUACGAACUCCGGCAGGCCAUUAAGGCGCAGGCCAUGGCGGAUUUCUUAGUUGAAGUAACAGGAGACCCAAACGAAGACGUGGGUACACGGUGGAAGCUCCAUGUGGACGGAGCCUCCAACCAGACCUUUGGAGGUGCCGGGAUCAUCCUGGAAAGCCCGGUCGGGGUUGUAUACGAACAGUCGGUCAGGUUCGAGUUUCCCAUCUCGAACAACCAGGCAGAAUAUGAAGCCCUUAUAGGAGGCUUGACCCUAGCGGCAGAAGUCGGCGCGAGGAGACUGGAAAUAUGCAGUGACUCCCAAGUCGUCACUUCCCAAGUAAACGGUAGCUACCAAGCCAAAGACCCCUUGCUUCAGAAGUACCUGGAAAAGGUUAAAAGCUUGAGCCAAAAGUUUGAAGAGGUCACGGUCCACCACGUACCUAGAGAAAGGAACACACGGGCAGACCUCCUGUCGAAGUUAGCUAGCACAAAGCCGGGAGAAGGGAACCGGUCUCUCAUUCAAGGCAUGACGAGAGAACCCGCAAUCACACUGCACGUGACAAGCCUAGGUUCUUCAUGGCUAGACCCCAUCAUCGACUUCCUAGAACACGGCAAACUCCCUAUUGGCCAAAAGGAUGCGGCGAAAUUGAGAAGAGAAGCGGCCAAAUACGCCGUCAUCCAAGGACAGCUGUUCAGGAAAGGGCUCAACCAACCCCUACUUAAGUGCCUACAUCCCGACCAAACGGACUACGUCCUCAGGGAAGUCCAUGAGGGCUGCUGUGGGCACCACAUCGGAGGCAAGGCCCUAGCGAGGAAACUAAUCCGAGCCGGAUACUAUUGGCCGUCGAUGAUGGCGGACUCCAAAGAGUUUGUGAAAAAAUGCGUAAAGUGCCAGCAGAACGCCAACUUUGCCAGGGCGCCGGCCUCCGAGCUAAGCCUGCUAACGACCUCCCGGCCAUUCUCUCAAUGGGGAGUCGACCUCUUAGGACCCUUCCCAGUCGGCCCGGGGCAAGUCAAGAAAUUCAUGUGGAGGCAAGUGAUAACGCGAUUCGGGAUACCGGAGGUCGUCAUCUCGGACAACGGCACGCAGUUUACUGACAAAAAGUUCACGGAAUUUCUCAACGGCCUGGGUAUAAAGCAAAGGUUCUCCUCGGUAGAACACCCUCAGACGAACGGACAGGUGGAGUCCGCCAACAAGGUUAUCCUUUCAGGACUAAAAAAGAGGUUGGACAAUAAAAAGGGUGCUUGGGCCGACGAACUAGCAUCGUUCCUCUGGUCUUACCGAACAACCGAGCAAUCCUCCACCAAGGAAACUCCCUUCCGGCUAACGUACGGGGUAGAUGCUGUAAUACCCAUAGAGAUCGGUGAACCGAGUCCGCGGUUGCUUUUGAAAGGAGUAGAGGAAACCGUAGAAAAGGACCUUAUAGAUGAAGCCCGAGAAAUGGCCCAUUUGACAGAAACGGCGCUAAAACAAAGAAUGGCUUUGCGCUACAACACCAAAGUGCUCAAGAGGGAAUUCGAGCCAAACGACCUCGUCCUAAGACGGAAUGAUAUCGGCCCGCCGACCCCCGGAGAAGGCAAGCUAGCGGAUAACUGGGAAGGCCCCUAUAGAAUCAGGAAAGUGAUGGGAAAAGGAGCAUUCAAACUAGAAAGACUUGACGGCAAAGGCGUUCCGAGAACAUGGAAUGCGGACAACCUGAAAAGAUUCUACUCCUAG
Messenger RNA from Arachis stenosperma, 2520 nucleotides. RefSeq lists its product as uncharacterized. Gene Ontology annotation, biological process: DNA integration. Lineage: Eukaryota; Viridiplantae; Streptophyta; Magnoliopsida; Fabales; Fabaceae. The coding region runs from base 1 to 2520 and encodes 839 amino acids. The record is from RefSeq and is a predicted model, not a curated record. The transcript has 2 exons. Gene Ontology annotation, molecular function: nucleic acid binding; RNA-DNA hybrid ribonuclease activity.